Molecule: messenger RNA, 5055 nt
Organism: Bemisia tabaci
Lineage: Eukaryota; Metazoa; Arthropoda; Insecta; Hemiptera; Aleyrodidae
Source: RefSeq, a predicted model, not a curated record
AUGUACAUAGACCUUCCAGGAUGGCUUUACCAGUGCUGACCGCGGAGGAGGUACAGGAAGUGUUGCGGGAGGCGGAAAUGGAGAUGCUGGUGAACUAUGUACAGAAUCUAUGGCGAAGCGCCCACGUCGCCACCCCUGGUGUUUCUGGAGAGACGGAAAUGCUUUGCAACUUUGCGGAUGACAAUUUGAGAGUUUCUGGACCCUCACAGUCGGCCUUUGCGGAUAACAAUUUAAUAGUUCCUGGACCCUCACAGGCGGCCUUUGCGGAUGACAAUUUGGGAGUUCCCUGCCCCUCACAGAUGGCAUCAGAGGAGCUUGAUUCGGAUGAUGGAAUGAACACAUCCGUGGGUGCCCUACAAUGCCUGCCGCCCAAAAAACGGUUUUUGGUGAUGCACGGAGCAGGGAGACGCAAACGAUCGCGCGCUAAGCAACCGACCGCAACUCAGCGCACGCCGCGCCCUAGUCCUCCGUCCGAGGGUGAGCGCCCUGGAUCUCCGCAACCCGCACUGCUCCGUGCAUCGAGGGACCUGACACCGAGCCCUAGUCUGCCGCCUGUGGCUCCGCGCCUGGCAACGCCGCAACCAGCACCACGACCAUCGAGGGACCAGACACCGAGCCCUAGUCUGCCGCCUGUGGCUCCGCGCCUGGCAACGCCGCAACCAGCACCACAGCCAGCAUCUCCACCGCAGCCCGCCUCUCCACACCAGCCCGCCUCUCCGUCGCAGCCCGCCUCACCAUCAUCAACACUUCAAACGCUUGCACCACACUCACCGCAACAAAGUGGUAAUAUUACUUCCGAUGCAAUUGAACAUUUAAAUUUUAGGUUACUCGGAGAAGAAGUGAGGGAUUUGCCCCACAUGGAUGCGGCUAUUUUAACUUUGAAUCUGAUUCUCAACGAUCCACCAACGGAGCCUACCUCGGGAGCUGAAACAUAUAGCCCCUGGUUACACAACACUUUGGCUCAACUAAUUCUUUUUUCUUUGGAAAAAGGAGCUGUAAGACCCCAAGAUAGAGUACAGUUAGAGAUAGCCAGUUUCAAUUCCGCAAAUAAGCCAUUGUUUAUAACACCUAGACGAGGUGACCAGUUGUCACCAGAGGUAUUAUUUCAGCGACUGGAAAAGAUUCUGAACUCAAACGAGGAUUUUCUCCUUGAUGGCCCGUUGAGAAUUAGAUUCACUGUUAAAAGAUGCCUAGUAGGUUAUGGUAGGAUAACAGUGGGUGUUAAUCUGACAAUGAGUCAUCAAAAAUUUGUGACCACGAAAAAAGGUAUCAUCAACAUCCCGAAUGAUGAUGGUCUCUGUUUAGCCCGUGCGAUUGUUAUGGGCAGAGCUCACGUGCAUAGAUUGGAUAGCCCUGAGGCAAUGACUGAAUACAAAUGGCUCAUUAGGAAAGAUUGUGAUGGACAGGAACGAGCAGCGUUACAACUGUGUGACUUGGCUGGCGUCGAUUUGACAUUUGGAGGAGGACUCGAUGAAGUGAGAAACUUCCAAGACGCAUUGCCAGGUUAUACACUCACUGUAUUCGACGAUAGACGGGGAACCAGUGUUGCGUUUGAAGGUCCUCCAGGCACCGAUGCUCAACCUAGGCGUCAUAUUGAUCUCUUCUAUGAAGAUGGUCAUUUUGUAACAAUCAGCAACUUAACAGGAUUUUUGGGUAAUAACUACUGCAGAUUGUGCAAAACAUCAUAUCAUAAAAUAAUGGACCAUAGGUGUAAACAAGCAUGUCCGCAGUGCUGUGCUGUACCAAGGUGUGAAUUGAAUGAGAGAGGUCGUUUUUGUCAAAACUGCGGUAGAUUCUUUUUAAGUGGUGAUUGUUACAAUAAUCAUCUCAAAGUGUACGAUGGUAAAAAAACAGUGUGUGAAUUGAUAAAACGAUGUCUUGCUUGUCAGAAAGUGUAUAGUACAAAGAGAAGAGAAAAAAUGCCACACAAAUGUGAGGAAAUGUACUGCGGCGUCUGCUCCAAGUAUGUCCAGAGAGGUCACCAGUGUUUUGUCACACAAGUAAAAGACGAGCAAAAACCUUCUAAGAGAGGAUUUCUGUUUGUAUUUUACGAUUUGGAGUGUCAACAAAGUACUCCAACAGACAAACCUGGAGAGUUUCUGCACGAGGCGAAUCUGUGUGUUGCACGGCAGUACUGCGAUAAGUGUCUGGACAUUGAGGAUCUGAAUGCUUGCGAAAAUUGUGGUAUGCGUGAGAUAGUGUUUGCAGGAACAAAUUGUGUUAAAGAGUUCAUAGCCCAUCUGCGUCAGCCAAAACAACAUUUUUCAAGCAUAACAUGCGUUGCGCAUUAUGGCUCAGGUUAUGAUUUCCAUUUCAUCUUGAGGGUUUUGGCUGUCGAAGAGGGGUGGACUCCUGCCAUGAUUUCCAACGGUGCCAAACUUAUGCGUGUCAAAAUUGGUAACAUCACGUUUAUUGAUUCACUGAAUUUUUUAUGUGCACCACUGUCUAAACUGCCUAAAAUGAUGAGCAUCGGUGAUGGGGAGUUAAACAAGGGGUACUUUCCUCACAUGUUUAACAGGCCUGAAAAUGCAGGCUACGUUGGACCCAUGCCACCUGUAGAAAUGUACACGCCUGAUGACAUGUCGGACGCUGGAAGACGAGCUUUUCUGUCUUGGUAUGAGCAAAAAGUUGAAGAGGACCAUGUUUUUGAUUUCGAUAAGGAGCUACUAUUUUACUGCAAGCUUGACGUUGAAAUACUAGCUAAAGCUUGUCUGAAAUUCAGAGCCAUGUUUCUCAAAGAAACAACCAUAGAUCCGUUUAGGGAGUGCGUAACUAUCGCUUCCGCAUGCAUGAAAACCUAUUUGAAACUCUUUUAUGAACCGCGUACUAUUGCCAUCAUACCGAAAACAGGUUACCGCAGAGCUGACAAUCAAAGCACAGCAGCUUUGUUAUGGUUAGAUUGGUAUGCUCAUUCGCAGAAUCUUAACGUUCGGCAUGCUGGGAAUGGCCGCGAGGUAGUACCUCCUGGUCUUCGAUGCAAAGUUGAUGGUUAUGUCCCUGAGUUGAAAUUGAUUUUGGAGUUUUAUGGUUGUUUCUUCCACGGCUGUGAAAAAUGUAAAAGAGACGGGCGGGACAGACCGAUCGCCAAUGCGCCCGAUGAGACCUUUAAUUUGCGUUUCCAACGAACCUUAACCAAAGAGUCUACAAUUAAAGCCGUAAAAGAUCAAAAUAAUGAUCCUGUAUACCAUCUCGUGACAAUGUGGGAAUGUGAGUGGGAACUUUUGAAAAAUACGAAUGCUGAUGUAAAGACCUUCUGUCUGAAUUCUAAAGCCGAAUAUCUUGUCCCUCCUCUAGUUCCCAAAGAUGCCUUCUUUGGGGGUCGGACGAAUGCUGUCAAAUUAUUUAAAGAAACAGAUGUUCUAGCUGGCGAAACGAUACAUUAUGACGAUGUUUGCUCUUUAUAUCCGUAUGUGUGCAAAUAUGGAGAGUUUCCUGUCGGCCAUCCCACAGAAAUUUUGUACGGCGCAGAGUGUGAUGGGAAGAAAAUAACGCAUAUUAAAGGUCUCAUCAAGUGCAAGGUUUUACCACCCCCAGUGUUGUAUCAUCCAGUGUUGCCAUACAGGAGUGGAGGUAAACUCCUCUUUCCAUUGUGUAGGACAUGUGCAGAGGAAUGUGUUCAGGCAUUUUGUACUCAUACUGAUGAGGAGCGUAGUCUUACAGGAACAUGGGUCUCCUUGGAGUUACAAAAGGCAGAGGAGCUAGGAUAUAAGGUAGUAAAAGUAUAUGAAAUCUGGCACUACAAAACGACCAAAUUUGAUAAACAAACAAAAACAGGGGGUCUCUUUGAUAAAUACGUGAAUAAAUUUUUAAAACUUAAGCAAGAGGCUAGUGGCUGGCCUCAAUGGUGUGUCACUGAGGAAGAUAAAGUAAAGUAUAUUGAAGAGUAUGAACGCAAGGAAGAUAUCCGAUUGGAUCGUAACAACAUACAAAGUAAUCCAGGGUUCCGAUCCAUUGCUAAAUUAUUGCUCAAUUCAUUUUGGGGGAAGUGGGGUCAGCGUGACAAUUUCACCGAAGCCAAAUUGUUCAAUGAUCCAGCUGAAAUAACUAGUGUGUUUGAGGACCCUUCAGUUGACAUCCAAAGCUUCCAUCCCAUCUCAGAUGAGGUAAUGUUAAUCACUACUAAAGCAACGGAGGAAGCAAUAAUUCCGAGCAAAAAGUCCAAUGUUGUUCUAGCGGCUUUUGUGACGGCACAAGCGCGUUUAAAACUUUUCUCUUAUUUAGAAAAAUUGCAACACCGCGCUCUGUAUUUCGAUACAGACUCGGUAGUGUACACGCGCAGACCAGGUGAACAGUUGCUAGAGAGGGGUGAUUACCUCGGUGAUCUUACAGAUGAACUGGCCGCUUAUGGUGAGGGCUCGUUUAUAACGACUUUUGUCAGCGGUGGACCGAAAAACUAUGGGUAUGAAGUUGCUGUUAAAGGUGACAGAAGUAAUAAACAAACCGUGUGUAAAGUCAGAGGUAUCUCUCUAAAUUACAGAGCUUCCAGAUUGGUAAAUUUUGAAACUAUUAAAAGGUCUAUCCUGAAUGAAAUUGCUCCAAUUCUUGUUCCUAUCCCCUACAAAAUUGUUAGAAGACCUGAAUGGCGAAUCACAACAACAUCCCAAAGUAAAAUUUAUAGAGUAGUCUACACAAAACGACGUCGACUGGAGGGUUCUUACGAUACUCUGCCUUAUGGAACAAAAAGGAUCCGUCUAUCGUAAUCUCUGUUUUUCACUGACUAUUAUCUUGUUGUUGUUUUUUUCUUGUGAAAUUUUUUGUAACCCUCAGCUUCUUCUCCGAAAUCUCUCACGUUGCACUUGUAUUUUAAAAUUUUAAACUGUGACACAUUUUAUUUUAACAUUUCAACUUUGAAAACUCUCAUUCUUUCAAAUGGAACAAUUUCUUUUUCUCGGAACAUUUACAACAUUUUAUUAUUGUUAUUAUUAUUUUGCAUCGCCACAACUUCGUUACCACUCAUUUGCUUUCCCAUUUUCAUGUUCAAUCUGCUUUCUUGUCAAUAAAUGUACAAAUGUAAACAAAAUAUUUUUUGGUUCAAUGUUCUUGUAAAUAAGAAAA